Messenger RNA from Cylicostephanus goldi, 185 nucleotides. The record is from the annotation of a GenBank genome assembly. NCBI's taxonomy places the organism in Eukaryota, Metazoa, Nematoda, Chromadorea, Rhabditida, Strongylidae.
AUGAAAUUUGUUCAGAUGUACCGAGGAGGAAAGAUAUGCCUCUCGGAUCACUUCAAACCUUUAUGGGCAAGAAAUGUGCCGAAGUUUGGCAUCGCACAUGCUUUCUCGCUAGGAUUGGGUCCAUGGUUAGCUGUGGAGAUCCCAGACUUGGUUGAGAAAGGACUUAUCACUGCAAAGACAUAAUC